AUGAUGAUGAGGGCCUUCGUCCUGUUGGCCAUCUUUGUGGAAGCCUCCGCGAAGUCCUGCACUCCGAAUAAAGCAGAUGUCAUUCUUGUGUUCUGUUACCCAAAAACCAUCAUCACCAAAAUCCCCGAGUGUCCCUAUGGAUGGGAAGUACAUCAGCUGGCCCUGGGCGGGCUGUGUUACAAUGGGGUCCACGAAGGAGGAUACUACCAGUUUGUAAUCCCAGAUUUGUCACCUAAAAACAAGUCCUAUUGUGGAACCCAGUCCGAGUACAAGCCCCCCAUCUACCACUUCUACAGCCACAUUGUCUCCAAUGACAGCACGGUGAUCGUGAAGAACCAGCCCGUGAACUACUCCUUCUCCUGCACCUACCACUCCACCUACUUGGUGAACCAGGCUGCCUUUGACCAGAGAGUGGCCACCGUUCACGUGAAGAACGGGAGCAUGGGCACAUUUGAAAGCCAAUUGUCUCUCAACUUCUACACUAAUGCCAAGUUCUCCAUUAAGAAAGAAGCCCCUUUUGUCCUGGAGACAUCUGAAAUCGGUUCAGACCUGUUUGCAGGAGUAGAAGCCAAAGGGCUGAGCGUUAGGUUUAAAGUGGUUUUGAACAGUUGCUGGGCCACACCCUCGGCUGAUUUCAUGUAUCCCUUGCAGUGGCAGCUGAUCAACAAGGGCUGCCCCACGGAUGAAACCGUCCUGGUGCAUGAGAACGGGAAAGAUCACAGGGCGACCUUCCAAUUCAAUGCCUUCCGGUUCCAGAACAUCCCCAAGCUCUCCAAGGUUUGGUUACACUGUGAGACGUUCAUUUGUGACAGCGAGAAGCUCUCCUGCCCAGUGACUUGCGACAAGCGGAAGCGCCUCGUCCGAGACCAGACAGGGGGCGUCCUGGUCGUGGAGCUCUCCCUCCUCAGCAGGGGAUUCUCCAGCCUCUAUAGCUUCUCAGAUGUUCUCUACCACCUCGUCGUGAUGCUGGGGAUCUGUGCCGUGUUAUAGGAGCCAGGCAGGCAGGCAGCUGCAGCUUCUCCGUCCAAGGUCAUCUCCGUGGAUGACACACUCCACAUUUUCUGUGCUGCCAAAAAGCACACACAGAAGACCGCGUUGUUGGGGAACAGGCAAUAGCGCUUUGCCAAGUGCGUGUUCCAACGAUUCGUGUGAAUUUCAGUGAUUGUUUUCCUUUGGUGCCCCUCUUCCUCUUGUUACUUCCGGUGGCUCUGAGCUCCUGGAGUCCCCCUCCUGCAACUGGCGGGGGAGCCUUCUCUCCCUAAACUCAAGGCAGGGCCGUGGUGGACUCCUUUGAAAGCUCUCCUGAUUGUAAAAGACCAGCACACCCAGCCAAGUGCAGCUGAGCAUGUUCAGGGGGAUACAGGGCAUAACCACAAAGUCAGGGCUCAGGACAGAAGACACAGGAAGAGCCAACUUUGACGAAGAGGCCUUUGCCAUUGAGGCUGCCGAUUCUAAUCUGGGGAUCAGAGCUGAGCCUCAGGGGUUCCAAUCUUUCAAACCAAGGUGUGGGGUUCAGAGUGGAAUAGAAUAGUUUUUGCUCAAAUCUCCACAAUAUAAAGGGGAGUAACUCUUGUGCUCCCCCAGUGCUAACCCAAUUAAUCUUGUUAUAGGCUUUCUUAAAUAUGCAUAAACAUUACAUAGGUGUAAACUCCUCAUUUUUAUUGCUGAUAUAUAUUUCUAAAAUCAAAAGAAACUUACAAAUUAAAAAUAGGAAUACAGCUACAAAAAGAAUAAAGCUCACAUGAACAUUAAUUUCACAGAAUGUGGCAUUGACUACAUGGAGCUGCUGCUUACGGCAUGACUACAGAGUGGCAGCCACGACAGGUUCCCUGGAGCUCUUCAACCCCGACCUACCGUAGGCCUUGUGAUGCUCACUGCUCUCUCUUUUUUUCUAUUUGCUCUACUAAGAAAUCCUCAUUUGUACAUAUUGGUCUGACCUCAUUUAGCCUCUACUUCAACAUUCAAACACCUGUUUUGUCUAAAUAACUUACGAUCAGUAGAAUGGAACCAACAAAAAAAUUCAGAAACACAAAUGCAAAUUUGGCCAAUGAAUCUUCAUGGUGCCACACCCUGAUAACAUUAUCUCCCACCCCCCAGUGACCCAGAAUAUAGCAAUAUUAGUCAUUUCCAUAGUCAACAAAACAAAAAUUGAAUAAAGCAAAACUGGUAGAGAAUUGGCAGAUCUCCACGAAUGCACUGUAGACCCUGGUUUGAGGCUGGAAGCUGGAGUGAGAUGGAAAGGUCAGAGGUCUAAGUUCUUUUCUUAGUCUUGUACAGACUUAAUUAGUGGGCUUUUAUGUAUUUGAGAAGUUUUGAGAUCUGUAGUUUGAUGGUUCUUUUACAGUUGUGUUAAUGAACUCAGAAAUGAAGCUAGUUCUCCAAUCUCUGGAGACAGAGUACAUGUUUGUUUAGCAACAGGCUAGGUUAAAAUGGCUCAUUGUAGUCCAACCUGUUCAUUAAGAAUUGUUGUAGUCAGGAAGGACAGGAGACAUAUUUUAUUGGUUCUAGUGAAAACUCUCAAAUAGCAUACUCAGAACCAUAAUCAAAAUCCUUGGUUGUCAGAGUAAAAUAAUGUUGUAUUAGUUUUGCUUUAUUUUAUCCUAAAAUUUUGUUCUUGUUCUCUACCUGGUGCUAUGGAAUAAAUAAAAUGCCUUAAAACAAACAACCUAUGACUAAGCUCACAGUGUUAAUCUAUCAUGUUGGUAGGUAAUUCCAACAUUCCCCACAGUUUCUACAACUAGAGCUCCUUAGACUCAUAUAUA
This is a messenger RNA of Myotis daubentonii (Daubenton's bat), 2762 nucleotides long. It is a transcript of the gene TECTB, whose product is annotated as tectorin beta. Gene Ontology annotation, molecular function: extracellular matrix structural constituent. NCBI's taxonomy places the organism in Eukaryota, Metazoa, Chordata, Mammalia, Chiroptera, Vespertilionidae. The record is from RefSeq and is a predicted model, not a curated record.